Molecule: messenger RNA, 3919 nt
Organism: Macadamia integrifolia
Lineage: Eukaryota; Viridiplantae; Streptophyta; Magnoliopsida; Proteales; Proteaceae
Product: protein ALTERED PHOSPHATE STARVATION RESPONSE 1-like
Exons: 5
Coding region: 548-3016 (822 amino acids)
Source: RefSeq, a predicted model, not a curated record
ACUCACCGCAACAAGAAACAUUACCUCCCCCUCCAGGGUCUCCAGACUGCUUUACUUUCUUUCUAUUCCUCUCUCAUCUCUCGUGCGAGAAGAGCUUCGCUAUCUUACGCAAGUUUUGUUUUUUUCAUCAAAUUCUCGUGCUUUCAAAUUAUUUCUAAACUCUCUGUCCGUUCCAAGUAGUCGAAGAAGAGACGCACCAAAAGCGCUGUCUUUUAUACUGUCUGUGGCCAUGCAGUAGCAGUUAGCUACAGGAGGAGUAGCAAAGGCAAUGCGGUUACUUAUCCAACCCAAAUCUAUCGACGGUGACCGUGCCGGUGCGCGUCCAUCUCCCUCUGUCUUUCUCUUUCUCUCUCUCUCCCCCUCUCUCUGCUACACCUCUACUAGCCGACGAUAGACUCCGCGCUGGCAAAGAUUCCCCUCUGUCCCCCUUUUCUCUUUCCUUCUCUAAUCUCUCUGCCUUAUCUCUCUCCACUCUCUCCACUCUCUCCCCAAAAAACCCUAACUUUCUAGAAUUUUAAUUUCUUCUUCGUUCCCAGCCGGGAGGGAGAUGGGCUGCGCAAGCUCAAAGGCGGACGACCUGGAGGCCGUCAAACUCUGUAGCGAGCGCUGUGAUUUCCUGCAAGAGGCAAUCCGGCAGCGUUACGCGUUUGCCGAUGCGCAUGUCGCCUACAUCCAUUCUCUCAAAGGGAUUGGCCUCUCCUUGCAGCGGGUCUUCGAUCAAGACACCGACAAGUCGACUUCUUCACCUGUGCUUCCUCUUCCGACUCAAAGAAAAGGUGAUCCCAUCACCUUUGCUGCAGAGCCUUCCAGCGUCCCACAUCCCGCAGCUGCCAUAGCUCGUGAUUCCAACUCCAAUUCAGGCUCUCAUAUUGAAUUUCAUUCCGAUUCUGAAGAUGAAGACCAUGAUGACGACGACGAUUCCUUCGGGUCUCUCCACCAUUCUGGCCAUGCGUCUCCUUUGCAUCAUCAUCAUCAUCAUCCCCCUCAGGACUUCCACCCGAAUUAUCAGCUCGAUCAGGCACCCGUGGCUUCGUUUCCAGGUGGUUUCAUGAACAUGAAUUAUAUGAGGAAUCGUCCCACGCCCUCCGUGUCUUACGAGCAGCGGCCGAUGAGUCCAGACGUCGUACGUGUUGACGCGUCUUCUUCUUCUUACUAUCCUUACUCCUACCUUAACCAUGAACCCGCUCCUGACCCUUUCAAUUCUUACUCUAACUAUGGCGGUUUCUUCGGUUCGCCGCCCGUCACUUACGGUAGUUCUUCCUCUACUCCGCUGCACAAGGCUGCACCACCGUCAUCCUCAUCGUCUUCCAAACCCCCUCCGGCACCGCCGCCACCGCCGAGUGAUUCGGCCUGGGAUUUCUUCAACCCUUUCGACACUUUAGAUAGGUAUAACCCUCCUCCUUACACUCCCAGCCGCAACUCCAAUGAAGUGAGGGAGGAAGAAGGGAUCCCUGAUUUGGAGGACGAGGAACAUAAGCACGAAGAUGUCAAGGAAGUCCAUUUCGACCAGAAGUUUGUUGGUGAUAGUGGAACUGAGAAUUACUCUAAGAAGGUGGCAGACGAUGAGGAUGAGCGCGGAAAUGAUGAUGCGGAAGCAGCACUUUACCAAACGAGGCCCAGUGUCUCUGUGGAGGGGGUAGAAUAUGAUGAUGUUCAUAUGGUCGACAAGAAUGUGAUUGCUAAUGAAGAGCGCUCUAAGGAUCAGGGCAAUGUCGCUGCAUUUAAGGCUCGGGUUCGCUUGGGCGGUGCGUCAGAGGUUGUGGCGGAAAUCAAGAUUCAGUUUGAGAGAGCUGCAGAGUCCGGCAGUGAGGUUUCCAGGAUUCUUGAGGCUGGAAAGCUACCUUAUCGCAAGAAAAAAGGUGUUUAUCAAGUUUCCUCGAAGAUGUUGCAUGUGAUUACACCUUCCACUUCUAAAAGUUCUGAGGCAUCAUCCUCCAUCGAGAAGAGUGGUUCUGCUUACUUGGACUUUGAUGAGGAUGCGGGGACGAGAUCUGCAAAUCUAUCUUCUACUUUGCAAAAGCUUUACAUUUGGGAAAAGAAACUCUAUGAUGAAGUUAAGGCUGAGGAAAAGAUGCGGGUAUUUCAUGACCAAAAGUGGAAGCGACUGCUGAGAUUGGACAGGAAGGGUGCUGAGGCUCACAAAGUUGAGUCUACACAAACUCUAGUCAGGGAUUUAUCUGCCAAAAUAAGGAUUGCAAUUCAAGUUGUUGACAAGAUAUCGGUUAAAAUAACUAAGUUGAGGGAUGAAGAAUUGUGGCCUCAGCUUAAUGAAUUAAUUCAUGGGUUAGUUAGAAUGUGGAAAGUUAUGCUUGAAUGCCAUCAGAAUCAGUGCCAAGCUAUUACAGAAGCUAAAAACUUAGAUGCCAUUAUAACUAGCAGAAAGUUCGGUGCUGCUCUUCUUGAAGCCGCAAUGCAGCUUGAACAUGAAGUCCUUAAUUGGAUUUCUAAUUUCUCCAGUUGGAUUGGCGCCCAGAAGGGCUAUAUUACAGCCUUGAACAGAUGGCUUUUGAAAUGUAUUUUUGAUGAACCAGAAGAAACACCAGAUGGAAAACCUCCCUUCUCUCCCGGUAGAAUGGGUGCACCCACUGUCUUUGUGAUUUGUCACCAGUGGUCACAAGCCAUGGAGAGAAUCUCAGAGAAGGAGGUAGUUGAUGCGAUGCUGGCUUUUGCAGUGGGCUUGCGGCAAAAUAUAGAUUUGUUGCAGACGUUGACAACUGGAGAUGUAGAGAGAAAAGUAAAGGGCUUGGAGGGGGAAGAACAAAAGAUGCAGAAGGCGAUUCAGGCCCUAGAUAAGAAAAUAGUUAUGGUUUCUGGGAAGGGCACUGGUGUGCUUGUGUCUGAGCAGCUUGCUCGUCAGAGUGACAUGAGAAAUAUUAGUAGUUUGCAGUCUGGUCUGAAACAGAUCUUUGAUGCCGUAGAGAGGUUCACAGCCAACUCUAUGCAAGCCUAUGAGGAGCUUUGUGUACGUAUUGAAGAAGAAGAUAGACUUGCACGAGAAAAUGCUAAGGUUCCAUAGAAAUUACUUGUGUGAGUUGCCAUCCCUCUGCAAUGAUAUCUAAUUCCCUGGUCCCUUGAUUGAUCCUUCCUGAAAAAUAUCGGAAGUCUCUACAGAUUUUGAAAAGGCUGGAGCAGGCUUCUGAUUUACCAUUAAUAUUGAUGGGAGUCCUUUCACAAUGCCUUUAUCCUUGUUCAGUUCUACUAAUCUGAGGCAGUGGCUGUUUUACUCACUGGCAUUUCAGGUUGUUUUGGGUUUGUGGUAAAGAGACGAUGGAGUAGCCAUUAUCGCCCAAACUUGAAAUUCAUUUUGUGAUGAAAGAUCUUACUGCAGUGAAGGUUAUAUAAAAAGAAUCAGAAAUAUAUUGGCUUGAAAUAUAUGGUAGUUGCUGGUCCCUGGCAUGUUUGAGUUGCUGGUGAUCACCGAACUUACCUGCUGUUUUGAUGCCAAUGAUACUAUUUGCAGUGGAGGUUGCUACACAACUCAGUUGACAGGGAGAGAGAUGACACUAUCGACUUUCCUCAUUGGAAGAUAUUGAUGGGUUGCAUUUCAGUUGGUGAAAUGGCAACAAAUCUUGCAGCCUCAGCAUUUCCCUCGAUCUCUUAUUGAGCAGGGCUCUACGCUAAUGGCAUAGUUGAGACAUCGAGCUAAAGCUUGUGCUAUGGUAUUGCCACUCUGAUCAAUGUAUGGAUAGAAUAGAAUGCUCCCUCCAAGUGGGCUUUUGGCUUCUAUUGUCAUAAAACUAGCUUAGGGUUUCAUGCUCCGGGGCAGUUAAGUCUGACCCAACUCAAUGGGUGUGCCCUUCCUGAUGGAAAAUUUUGUAUCAUAGUUAUAUCUUGUGAGCUCGCUUAAUUUAUAACUGUACAGUAAAUUAUAACAGAGGAGAUCUGUUAGUAACGAAGUGAUUGCACUAUUUACAUGUUA